GGCUCCGGCCGCCAGGGUUCGCUGUGACGCGGCUCGAGCGGGCGUGCGUGCGCCGCUCUAGCCUGGCCCGGGAAAGCCACUGUCCUUACCUUCAGCAGGCGCCGCGGCUCGGUGUGCACCAUCUGGCCGUCCGCUCCGUCCUGCAGCCUCCCACUACCCUCUCGCCGCCCACCAUGGCCCUGCUGCACUCGGGUCGCGUCCUGUCGGGGGUCGCCGCCGCCUUCCACCCAGGCCUCGCCGCCGUGGCGUCUGCCAGAGCCAGCUCCUGGUGGACACAUGUGGAGAUGGGACCCCCCGAUCCCAUCCUGGGAGUCACAGAAGCCUUUAAGAGAGAUACUAACAGCAAAAAAAUGAAUCUGGGAGUUGGUGCCUACCGGGAUGACAAUGGAAAGCCUUAUGUGCUCCCUAGUGUUCGGAAGGCAGAGGCCCAGAUUGCUGCAAAAACCCUGGACAAAGAAUACCUGCCCAUUGGGGGUCUGGCUGAGUUUUGCAAGGCAUCUGCAGAACUAGCCCUGGGGGAGAACAACGAAGUGUUGAAAAGUGGCCGGUAUGUCACCGUGCAGACCAUUUCUGGAACUGGAGCACUAAGGAUCGGAGCCAGUUUUCUGCAAAGGUUUUUUAAGUUCAGCCGAGAUGUCUUUCUCCCUAAACCAUCCUGGGGGAAUCACACACCCAUCUUCAGGGAUGCCGGCAUGCAGCUACAAGGUUACCGGUACUAUGACCCCAAGACAUGUGGCUUUGACUUCACAGGCGCUAUGGAGGACAUUUCGAAAAUGCCCCAGCAAAGUGUUCUUCUCCUGCAUGCCUGUGCCCACAACCCCACAGGCGUGGACCCUCGUCCUGAGCAAUGGAAGGAAAUAGCAACAGUGGUGAAGAAAAACAACCUCUUUGCUUUCUUUGACAUGGCCUACCAGGGCUUUGCCAGUGGUGAUGGUAACAAGGAUGCCUGGGCUGUGCGCCACUUCAUUGAACAGGGCAUUAAUGUUUGUCUCUGCCAAUCCUAUGCUAAGAACAUGGGCUUAUAUGGUGAGCGUGUGGGAGCAUUCACAGUGAUCUGCAAAGAUGCUGAUGAAGCCAAAAGGGUAGAGUCACAGUUGAAGAUCUUGAUCCGUCCUAUGUAUUCCAACCCUCCUCUCAAUGGUGCCCGGAUUGCUGCUACUAUUCUUACCACUCCUGAUCUGCGCAAACAAUGGUUGCAAGAAGUGAAAGGUAUGGCUGACCGCAUCAUUGGCAUGCGAACUCAGUUGGUUUCCAACCUCAAGAAGGAAGGCUCCUCCCAUAACUGGCAGCACAUCACUGACCAAAUUGGCAUGUUCUGUUUCACAGGGCUAAAGCCUGAGCAGGUAGAGCGACUGACCAAGGAGUUCUCUGUCUACAUGACAAAGGAUGGCCGCAUCUCUGUGGCUGGGGUCACCUCUGGUAAUGUGGGCUACCUUGCCCAUGCCAUUCACCAGGUCACCAAGUAAUUUUUCGGGUGAGAGGGAACAGAGACAACCUUCCUGUCUAUUGUGUGAUUCACACAGAGAAGAAGGAGGGUGGAUGGUGGUGAGCAGAUAAUUUCUUUCAACCACAGUGCUUGAAACUCAGCGAUCGAAUGUGUUUCUUGGAAAAGAAUGCAUAGUGACUAGGGCAGCGGCAACUGUGGCUGGUAUCUUUAACUUUGUGGCUCUAAACCAAACUUUUCCCUCAUCCUUUUACCUUCAGCUUUUCCAAAAGAGUUUACAAGUACAAAAAGUCCAUAGCCCGCCCCCCCCAAAAAAAAAAAAAAAAAAAAACCUGUCAGCCACACCAUUGCAAUAUUUCAGAAGCUUUAACUAAAGUACCUUAUGGUGCUAAGGGUUCCUUGGUGAGUCUAUAUAAAAAAUAACAUUAACAGUCAGCCUCAUGGUUUUGCUCCAGUAAUUGAACAACAUGCCUGAUCCACAGAUGUCACUACAGAAAUCAUGUUUUCUAAAAGCCAGUGAAUCUGUUGCCACUGCAGCAACGUAAUAAAAGAAGCUGUUUCCCCAUCUUAUUUAAUUCAAAAAGAAAGGAGACUCUUCUUUUUUUUUUUUAAACGUGUGGGCAUUUUAAUGAUCCUCUCCUCUCUCCCUUAUCACUAUUCUUUUCCUUAGGCACAAAGAUUUGUAUUUAGCCUAGGUCUUUCAUCUUACUCUACUUUCUAAUAAAGCCCCAACCUCAUGUUCCAGUAUUUACUUGUAUGAUGAAUGAAGAACAGAAUUUACUACCCUUUACAUGAAAAGAUCAUCGUCGAGAAGAAGUGACUGCACUUUGUUUCCACAUCUUCUUCAGUGAUUGUUUAAUUUUCCCUUGUUGGGAUUUUACCUCUGCCCAGUUGGACUGAGCAGCAUAAGUCAAUGCUAUUGUGUAGUCACUCAUUUCUCAUUCUGAGUCAGGCAUUACGAGGUAGAACCAACAAAGAAAGUGCUCUGGGCUUUGGCUUUAAUCUUUAUGUGCUGCCAGCUGGACUCGGGCUUCACCCUUCGAAGGAUAACCACCAUCUGCUCUAAUCAUGUAGACUUAUUACAGUCUGGUUUCUCUGUUACAAUAAAGCUGCUGUAGACCCAG
Erinaceus europaeus (western European hedgehog) is the source of this 2568-nucleotide messenger RNA. RefSeq names its product glutamic-oxaloacetic transaminase 2 (gene GOT2). The record is from RefSeq and is a predicted model, not a curated record. The transcript is spliced from 10 exons. Gene Ontology annotation, biological process: biosynthetic process; L-aspartate catabolic process. Gene Ontology annotation, cellular component: mitochondrion. Gene Ontology annotation, molecular function: L-aspartate:2-oxoglutarate transaminase activity; pyridoxal phosphate binding. The coding region runs from base 174 to 1466 and encodes 430 amino acids. NCBI's taxonomy places the organism in Eukaryota, Metazoa, Chordata, Mammalia, Eulipotyphla, Erinaceidae.